AUGGAACCCUACCACCAACUUCUAAACCCUCCAAACCCCAUUUUUCUCUCGCAGACUCAACCUUUACUCUCUUGUCGCCUUCCUCUGCAUCGUCUCUUACCUCGUUGGAGCCUAUCAACCAGGCGGCUUGCUUACCACUUCCGCCUCGCCGCCGCCACUACCAUCGCUGCCCUCCGAAGUACUCCAUGUUUCCCCAAGCACAAUACCCUCAGCUUCCAUUCCCUCCACAACGCCUCGCUUCCGACAUCGGAACCAGCCAAGCACUACCCUCGCUGCGGCGUCGAGUACAGCGAGUACACGCCGUGCGAGGAUCGCGAAAGGUCGUUGAACUACUCAAGGAGCAGGAUGAUUUAUAGAGAGAGGCAUUGCCCGGAGAAGAAGGAGUUGCUUAAGUGUCGUAUUCCUGCGCCGUUUGGGUAUAAGAUUCCGUUUCCCUGGCCGGAGAGCCGUGACGUGGUUUGGUACGCUAAUGUGCAUCACAGGGAGCUGACGGUGGAGAAGGCGGGCAGAAUGGGUCCAGUACGAGGGUGA
Molecule: messenger RNA, 531 nt
Organism: Neltuma alba
Lineage: Eukaryota; Viridiplantae; Streptophyta; Magnoliopsida; Fabales; Fabaceae
Product: probable methyltransferase PMT15
Exons: 1
Coding region: 1-531 (176 amino acids)
Cellular component (GO): trans-Golgi network; endosome; cytoplasm
Molecular function (GO): methyltransferase activity
Source: RefSeq, a predicted model, not a curated record